This is a messenger RNA of Colletotrichum siamense, 2706 nucleotides long. Its product is annotated as Heterokaryon incompatibility protein 6, OR allele. The record is from RefSeq and is a predicted model, not a curated record. NCBI's taxonomy places the organism in Eukaryota, Fungi, Ascomycota, Sordariomycetes, Glomerellales, Glomerellaceae. The transcript has a single exon. The coding region runs from base 1 to 2706 and encodes 901 amino acids.
AUGGCUGACGGAAACUCUCCAGCCAACCAGCCGGUGGAUCCCUCGGACCUGGACCCUGACAGCUAUGAACUCCAAGUCGCCUUGGAUCAGCUGUCCGCCGGCAACACGGAAGCCCUCAAGAUAUACCUCGCACGCAAAGAGGGCGUCGAUCCCAACACCGUCUCUCUCAGAUCAACGCCAUGGUCUGCGAACGAACAUGAGAACAGCAAGUACUCCUUCAUCGGCAAGAUGGACGAUGUGCGUCCGCCGGGCGAAGAUGACGCGACCUUGAAGCGAGCCCCUCGGGUGAUCUUCGAAGACAGUGCGGUUGAGUUCGAAUACACGCCACUUGAUCCGGAGAGGCGCCAGUUCCGGCUUCUCAGGCUUGCAUCUCCCUCGGAGGAUGGCAUCGUCAGUCAACUUCAACUCGAAACAUUCAGCCUCGAUGAAGCUCCGCCGUACUUCUGCCUCUCGUACGUUUGGGGAGACCCCAAGAGAUUCAUCGGCAUCAACUGUGACGGAAAGAUGAUAUCUGUCACGGGGAAUCUCUUCCACGCGAUUCAGACUUGCCUCAACCGUCACCCAGACGCGUGGCUUUGGGCGGAUGGUAUUUGCAUCAACCAAGACGACCUGGCCGAGCGGAGUUCUCAGGUCCUCUUUAUGGGAGCGAUAUAUCGGAAUGCGUUGAUGAUUCUUGCUCAUCCGGGCCAUUACAAGUACGCCCUGGUUGAGCCCGAGACGAAUGCCCAAGAUGAAACAGAUACCUUGGAUGACCGAAUGGGCGGCUUGGGAGUUCAGGACAUGAUGAGUUUUGGGGUCCGUGAUGCCAGAGAGGAAAAGGCCAAUGACACGGGAAUAUCCCAAAGGCCUGGAGACUGGCGAGGAACUACAGAGGACGACGCGUACAGCUCUGAGAAUGCACAAGGCGCCAUCAGCAUCAUGACCUUUCUCACACGCAUAUGGUCCAACAACACUCGGCAAAAGGUUCAAUCCGACAAGGAUUGGGAGAAAGUCAACUUGCCUGAUCCCAAGACCGAGGAGGGCCAACAGGUUUGGAAUAAUCUGAUGGACUUCUGGAACCAAGACUGGUACUUCCGCACUUGGGUUCUUCAGGAAGUUGUUCUGGCGAAGAAGGUUGUGGUGUUAUACGACACUACAGCCAUCAGCCUCGAAGCCAUCACGGACUUUUGGGAUAUGGCCAGAAGCCACGGCUUGCCUCGCACCCUCCGACUCGGCCCUUACGCAGACACUUUCAAUAAAGUGAUGCACCUUAGUCCCGCGAGCUCUUUUAAGGUACUCCGGGACCAGCGUCAUGGACAGGAUAGGGAAGCCGACGAAAGUUCUUCGCAAGAGGUCAUUUCAACUGAGCCGACGAUGUUUGAUCUUCUGUGUCUUUCCAGGAACAAUCUGGCAACGGACGCGAGGGACAAGGUUUACGGUCUGCUUGGUCUGACCGACGAUUCUGUCGCCCAGUCCAUCAUCCCUGACUACUCGCCUGAAAAUACGGCAUCGAAGGUGUUUACCGAGGUAGCCACCCAAAUUGCAAACACCGAACGGGUUGUCGACCUUCUGCAUCACGCCGGGGUCGAUCAAGACCUUCCCGACCUUCCUUCAUGGGUCCCAGACUGGACGAAGCAGUCUCGCUCAACCCUCCAGAGUCACUUGUACCAGUGCAUGGGGCAGUCGACACCCAAGGUCUCUGUUCUGGAGAUUGGAGACAAGCCAAAGAUGACGGUUCGAGGAACCGUUAUUUCGCGUGUCAAUACGGUGGGAGGAGCAUGGAAGUAUUACUCACACGACAAUGCUGCACUGACGUUUGGCGGCUUCGAAUUCGCUCCCGAAAUGGACCUGCCUUCCUUCAACGAUGAGGAUGCUCGGAACUUCAUUUUGACCCUCGCAACAAACAUGCUCGAAGAUGUCGCGGAGCGGUACGCUGAGGAAGGCGCCGAUGACGCAUUAGUCCGCACCCUGGCGGCUGACUGCUCCUGGCAGGGUGAGAGGAUCGGGCGAAGAGCGGUACAGGGAGAUGGAGACGACGCCAAAUCAUCCUUGACCGAAGAGGUCCCAAAAGACCAAGUGGAAACCUCUGCUUCGGACGAAUUCUUUGACGCUGUCGCGGCGUUCAAGCGGUUCUACGCCCGAGGUCCUGACUCACCAGAGGACUUGACCGCCCCCGGGAUUCGGGCUCACCAGAGCGGGAUAUUCGUGUGGCUACUCGACUUUGAUGAGGAUGUUGAGGCUGAUCUUCAAAGGCGAAUGAUACCCUACACAGUCCCCUUCCAAGAAAUCCAGAAAGGUCGACGCUUUGCUAUCCUGGGAACAAGAGGUCCCAAAAAGCCAGAGGUCGAGCAAGGAGAUGGGAAGGAUGUGGAGAAUUGGUCCAAGAGGAAGGCACACUACGCUACUGAGGAUUUGGAGCACUACUUCAUGGCAACUCUGCCGUGGAACGCAGAGAUUGAGGACUACAUUGUCCUUCUGGAAGGAUUCAGAACUCCGUUUGUGCUGAGGAAGACCAAGACAGAAAGUGGGGCUGGGCAAGUGGAGGAGUACAAAGUUGUUGGGGACUGCUAUGUUCACGGAGUAAUGGAUGGUGAGCUGCUGCGUUGGGCGGACGAGGUGGACGAGAAGCUUGAGUCGGAGUAUUUCAGCACGGAUAGUGAGGGGCGGGGGUAUGCUGUACGGGCACCACAAGGGUUCGUCCCUUUCACAGACUUUACUCUUGUCUGA